CGCGCUUUGUAAGUGGGCACACGCGCGCGCUCACCGGGAGCACCGUGUCUGUUAGUAGAAAGUAAAACAGUUAUGAAUCUUUGCUAACUUCGCGGGCCCUCGUGUAACGGGGCUCGGUCUGCCGGCGGAGCAUCAGUCGGUGUUACCGGCGGCUCGUCGCCUUUUGGGCGGCGGGACUGUGAGCGAGCGCGGAGCCGCGGAACAAAGAGCUUCUCCGCCUCAUUGUUACCGAGCGGAGCCUGUUUGUGCCUCCGGAGCUCCGGCUGGUAAAGUGAGGGGCGGCCUGCGCUCCAGUCAUGACCUCUGGGAACGGGAACACUAACAGCAGCCAACACAAUGGAGAGUCCAAAGCAGCCCAGGCCCCAGCCGAGCCCCACAUCCUCACCCAUCUGAUCGAAGGCUUUGUGAUCCAGGAGGGCGCUGAGCCUUUCCCUGUAGAACGUCCAUCUUUCUCAAUCGAGAGCCUCAGGAGACACACGGCAGACUCAAAGAUGGAUGGCGUCUCCCCGAAAGAGUUAAAGGCCCAGCAGGAGCCCAUGCUGACCUGUGAGCUGUGUGGCAGGGUGGACUUUGCCUACGUCUUCAAAAGGUCCAAGAGGUUCUGUUCUACUGUGUGCGCCAAACGCUACAAUGUGGGAUGCACAAAGAGAAUGGGUCUCUUCCCAAACCGCAAAACCACCCUGGAGAACAUAAAGAAACAGAGAGCGCUGCACGGGAACCACAGACACGGCAGCUCAGAGUCUAAGAAGAAGACUCAGACCGCCCCCCCUGUGCAGAAGCCUGCAGCUCUGUCCACCGGUCACUCGGUCCACCCUGCGCAGGGGGAGUCCAGCCAAUGUUCAGACCUGUCUGGCUACAAAAGGCCGCCGUCCCCCCUGUCGGCCGGCCAGCUGGUGCCCACCGGGCGGGGCCCUGAGCUGCCCCUGCUGCCUCACAGCUUCCUGCCCAGCGACCCCGGCCGGUGGAACAUAGAGGAGGUCUACGAGUUCAUCUCCUCUCUGCCAGGUUGUCUGGAGAUCGCCGAGGAGUUCCGGUGUCAGGAGAUCGAUGGACAGGCCCUGCUGCUGCUGAAGGAGGACCACCUCAUGGCGACCAUGAACAUCAAACUGGGCCCAGCGCUCAAGGUCUUCGCCCAGAUCAACAUGCUCAAAGACUCGUAGUCUCACACACACACACACACUCACUGUGACUGGACAGCACAUGCUCAGGAUCCCACAUGUUGACCAACCCUGAGCUGAUUCAGGUCCUAGGACGGACGUUUUCAGGACAUAUGAGGACAUCAGCUGGGACCUGUUACUCUGAUAACUUCAGGAAAACGUAGCAACAGGAGUGUUAGGUAGUCUUCAUGGUCAUCAUGUGUUACUGUAGGAGACCUUGACGAUUAGCAAUUGAUUUGUUCUAGUUUUUCUCUCAGGAGCACGAGCGUCCGAGUUUUGGAACAUUUUGGGAAACGCGCAUUAGAAAGAUCAGUGUCGCAUCCUGUGCAGAGCUACAGUUAGUCCAGAUCCAGGACUUUCAUGGUCAGGGUCCUGCACUGCUUUCUCCCUAAACUGAAGGAAGACUACCUUUUAAUUCAGUGCCCCGCCAAUGGCGGCGCUCAGCCUGCUCCACCUUCACCUGGUGUGUUUUCACCUAACUGCAAGAGACUUUUCUUUUUUAGCUGAGUUUGUGUGUGACUUUAUCUUUUAGUUUGAGGCGCUCAGAGACUGACAUGUUGGAGUUCCAGCAGAUGGCGAUUCAGGACUGCGAUCCUAGUUCAGGGCUGAGAUACUGGACUGAACUCAAUCAGCAGUUGGGAGAAACGCUGUUUAAUGAGAGCUGGAGACAUUUACUGACCACCAACCAAGAUCCAGCACUGUGUGUAAACGGGCCAGGUGUGAACCGGUCUUUGUGCUACAUGUCCUGGGUCUCUACUGGGAGACGAAGCCCAGGAGAAGCGGGUCCUGACUCUGGUAACACAACACACUGGCUUAUUUUGCAAAAUAUGAGAGGUGUCAGAAAACACCUUGAUUGAAUGGCUUAAUUUUAAUAAUUAAGAACUGUUGGUUCUGAUGUUCUGAUUAUGUUUUUUCAGUUCAAACACGUUUCAGGUGGAGGCUGUCGACGGUCUGUACGUCUCAUGUCUGAUUUCUCCUGACAGAUGCUCUGACAUGUUUGAAAAGUUGUAUUCCAAAGUAUAUUAUUCUAUUUUUCAAAGUGAAUUCAUCAGCACCGUAGUCCCUGUAGAUGCUCCUCGUGUCUUAGUCGUAACCGAUCAGUGGAAGAGAAUCUGUCAUUUACUGAGAGACGCUGUUUGUUUGCAGCAUCUAAUUUUGGAAUAAAAGCAGUUUCUUUAGUUUC
Micropterus dolomieu (smallmouth bass) is the source of this 2340-nucleotide messenger RNA. RefSeq names its product polyhomeotic-like protein 2. Bases 297 to 1160 code for a protein of 287 amino acids. The record is from RefSeq and is a predicted model, not a curated record. Lineage: Eukaryota; Metazoa; Chordata; Actinopteri; Centrarchiformes; Centrarchidae. Gene Ontology annotation, cellular component: nucleus; PRC1 complex. Gene Ontology annotation, molecular function: protein binding; zinc ion binding. The transcript has 7 exons.